Triplophysa dalaica is the source of this 739-nucleotide messenger RNA. Its product is annotated as C-X-C motif chemokine 11-6-like. The record is from RefSeq and is a predicted model, not a curated record. The transcript has 4 exons. Gene Ontology annotation, biological process: chemokine-mediated signaling pathway; antimicrobial humoral immune response mediated by antimicrobial peptide; cellular response to lipopolysaccharide. Gene Ontology annotation, molecular function: chemokine activity; CXCR chemokine receptor binding. Lineage: Eukaryota; Metazoa; Chordata; Actinopteri; Cypriniformes; Nemacheilidae. Gene Ontology annotation, cellular component: extracellular region. The coding region runs from base 38 to 322 and encodes 94 amino acids.
CCAGAAGCAAACAAAGCACAUCAAAACCAAAAAGAUAAUGAGGACUGUUGCAGCUUUUGUUCUUCUAGCCUGUCUGGUUGCUUUAGGAGUGAAUGGGCAGGACAGGUCCAGGGGCAGAUGUCUUUGUGGUGAUACAGGAGUGAACAUUGUUUUAAGAAAGAACAUUGAGAAGGUUGAAAUUAUACCUCCAAGUGCAUCUUGUAAAAGACAGGAGAUUAUUGUCACUCUCAAGAAUCGCGCAGGACGGAAAUGCUUGAAUCCAGAGUCAAAAUUCACAAAAAAUAUCAUCUUGAAGGCUCUUGAAAAACAGGGCAAACAGUAGGAGAGUCAACAUAAACUGCUCAAGAAUACUCAACAGUCUUAACUCCUCAUACUAAAAUACUUCUUAAUAUCAUUAAUUUAUUCUUCUCACCAGAAACAUUGAGCUAUAAAAUGCCUUGGUUUAUUGAUGAUUUGAUUUGUGUCAUAUUGUACAAGAUUUUUAAUAGACCACUGAACAAUGUGUCAUAUGUACAGUUUUUUUAUUAUUUGAGUAGGCUUCUUGUAUUAUCCUGUUAUUUGUAAUGUCUAAAUGUGUAUAAUGUUAUUUGUCAAACAUGUAUUGUAAACGUGUAUGCUAUUUGUAAUUUGUUAAAUGUGUAAAUUGUAUUCUGCACUGUCCGGGGCACGCUCCCAAGCUUUUUACUCACCACGGCACAAGUGCUGUUGGUGACGUGACAAUAAAAGUUGUAAGAUUUGA